AUGGAUGAGCUGCUGCACAAACUUAACAAAUGGCACAUUUUGAAAGAACAGCAUGCGGCUCUUGUAUACAACAGGCGUAAAGAGAAGGUUGUAAAAAUGAUCAAAGAGAUCAAAGCAACAAGAAACAUAGAGAUGCUUCUUGAUUUGCUGAAGAGCGAUGCAGAUAAAUGUGAAGACCUACAAGAAUUUCUCUGCCGUGAAUUUAGAAGAGCCAUUCGGCUCAAUAACCCAGACAGAGUCAGUUCAAUAAUUGAAUGUUUUGUAAUAGUUGGGUUUGGUCAAGAAGACUUGAGAGAAAGUUUAAGGCAUGCACUUAUUGAGCAUCUUGAUGAUUUGUGUUCGAAGAUUGUAGAAAGGAACGUUUGUGCAAAUAUUGAAGUGUUUGAGAAGCUCAACAAGUACGACAUGUGUGAUGGAAUGGUGAUAAGCAAGUAUAUCAAGCAGAAGAUUGACGUGGAGAUAGCAGCUUACAUGGAUAUUCGAUUGUUGGAUAUGCCUGCAAAAGUCGAUAGAUGGCUGAACGAGAUGAAAGUUAUCAGUAAUUACAAGCCUGAGGUAAUUGAAUUGUACAGAGAGAUGGAGAUUAGAUAUUUAUUGAUGAGCCUUGAAGUUAUUGUAGGUAAAAACACUGAUAUGUAUACGGCGGAAGAUGUGGAGUAUCUAAUUAAAAAGAUAGUCAAGCGAAGCAUAACCAUGGGUGUUGAUAUUAAGGAAGAUAUUGACAGGUUAAUAAGAGCAUCUGGGAUCGGACUUGAUGAGGAGAUAAUUAAGACAAUAAAAAAGAUUUUGGAUAAUGCAGAAGAAUGA
Ordospora colligata OC4 is the source of this 807-nucleotide messenger RNA. RefSeq lists its product as uncharacterized. Bases 1 to 807 code for a protein of 268 amino acids. The transcript has a single exon. The record is from RefSeq and is a predicted model, not a curated record. NCBI's taxonomy places the organism in Eukaryota, Fungi, Microsporidia, Ordosporidae.